CUCUCUCUUCGACCGGUGGAGCGUGGAGGGAUAAUCCCAAGGAAAAUUCGAGAAAGGGCCUUUCCCUUUUCUCAAUUCCCCUCCUCUUCACAAGGACACUAUAUCUCUAUCUACUGCUGUAGAUUGUUCUUGAUUUUGCAUUUUUUUUCUCUUUUAGACGAGAUAUGGAUAUGGAUUCGACUGUUUUGGAGCACAAGGCUGACGGGGAUCAACCGCCGCCUUACGCUUCCAUGGUGGAUCCUUUUCUCGUCGAGGCGCUUCAGAAUCCUCGCCAUCGUCUUACUAUUUUGCGGAUGGAACUCGAUAUACAGAAGUUCUUGCAAAACAGUGAUCUACAGCAGUUCGAGUUUCCUCACUUCCCGACUUCAUACCUUCGUCUUGCCGCCCACCGUGUUGCUCAACACUAUGGUGUGCAAACCAUGGUUCAGGAAAAUGUUUCGGAUGGCCAAGGAAUCAGAAUUUUGGUUAUAAAGAAGCCAGAGUCCAAGUUCCCUGCAGUCUGCUUGUCAGAUGUUCCUGCAAAAGAGUCGGAAAAUGAUAAACUUGAUCAGAUCAAGAUUGUCAUUAGACCAAGGCCUAAAGCUUCCUCUAAUGACCUCAAUGAACUUGGCCAUAAAUGCAAUCCAGUAAGAACUGUGGAAGAGAGGAAGGAAGAGUAUGACAGAGCAAGAGCUCGUAUUUUCAGCAGCCCUAGUAAUUCUGAAGCAGAAGAGGCAUUGCCUUGGGCUGCUUCAGAUGGGACGAACACCGCUGUUGAUGACACUGAAGUUUCAAGAGACUUGGGUUUGGAUUGGGAAAGAAGGAACUGCAGCAUGGAAGGUGGAAAUUUUUCGAGAGUUGCAAUUUUUAGAGAUAGGGAGAAGGACCGCAUUGAUCCUGAUUAUGAUCGCAGUUAUGACAGAUGCAGAUACGUCAAGAGCAUCCCCACUGGUCAGAGUUUCAGGAUGGCACCUUUUAGUUUGCAAAGUUUUCAGCCUCCAUUUGUCCAGUAUGACUCUGUCUUCCCACAGAUGGGUCAGAUGCCGCCUCCUCAAGCUUCCCUCAACUACAGGAUCCCAGUGAUGAGCCCUUAUUGUGCCGUAGGAUCAAGUCAGAAUUCUAGGGAUGCAUUGUAUAUGCCCUUUCCAAUGCAUACCAUGAUGUAUGCUCAGUCAUAUGAUCAAAUGCGGCAUGCCUCUUUUCAGGCCCCCUUCUGUCAGCAGCCUCUAAGUUUUGAUUACUCCCAGAACCAUCGAUAACAGUUGAAACUGGGAGAUUCAUGUAUUCUCUGGGGUGUCCAACUUUAGGUUUGUUUGUUUUUGUUAAAGACAGUUGAAAUUAGAUCCUAUAAUUUUGUAUUUUGAUUGUUAAAGUGGUCACAAGCUGGACUUGUUAUUUGUUAAAUUAUAUAGGGAAAAUUUUACAGACCCA
This is a messenger RNA of Salvia splendens (bonfire salvia), 1410 nucleotides long. RefSeq lists its product as uncharacterized. Lineage: Eukaryota; Viridiplantae; Streptophyta; Magnoliopsida; Lamiales; Lamiaceae. Gene Ontology annotation, molecular function: nucleic acid binding. The record is from RefSeq and is a predicted model, not a curated record. The coding region runs from base 165 to 1238 and encodes 357 amino acids. The transcript is spliced from 4 exons.